Messenger RNA from Rodentolepis nana, 243 nucleotides. The record is from the annotation of a GenBank genome assembly. NCBI's taxonomy places the organism in Eukaryota, Metazoa, Platyhelminthes, Cestoda, Cyclophyllidea, Hymenolepididae.
GAUGCAUCACCAUUUAUCGUGUGCAUGACCUACGCCUUCCAAACUCCCGAAAAACUUUGUUUCAUCCUUGACCUAAUGAAUGGCGGCGACCUCAACUACCAUCUGAGUCAACGCGGAACUUUCAGAGAGGACGAGGGGAAAUUCUACGCAGCAGAAAUAAUUCUGGGUCUCCAACAUAUGCACGAAAGAAACAUCGUCUAUAGAGACUUAAAGCCUAAUACUGAGGAUAAUCCUAUUAACUGA